UGAGACAAGGCAAACAUAACGAACAUAAGGCAUAGUUGUCAUUCUAGACAUGCAUUUGCAGCCGUGGGUAACCUUUGUCGCUGUGACACUUAGAUAUGCUUCAGAGGACAGAAACGAUUGAACCAAAUCACACGCGACGUCCUUAACCUGCACGUGACGUCAGGUGCAUGUCACUUUCACCUGGGCCGUCGCACGCCACCGCAGUUUGUUGCAUUUAAAGUGCUACCAGUCCGCAAUCAGCUUCACAAAUCACCAUGCCGGAGCUGGUAGAGAAGGAGACAUGUUUCAUCAACAGAAGAACUGCCAGGUUGUUGGUUAUCAUCGUUGUCUACAUCAUGUUCCUUGUCGUCGGUGCGAUCAUCUUUUGUGCUAUUGAAGGGCCACAGGAGAGGCAAACUGGGCAGAGGCUCCGGGACUUUAGGGCGGGAUUUCUGGAAAAAAACACUUGUGUCGAAGAAGAGGAGCUAGAGGAAUUGAUACUGGAGAUUGUCUACGCCACCCACCGAGGCGUGGCUGUACAGAGGAACGUCACCGGCCCGCCUAACUGGUCCUUCGCACCCGCCCUCUUCUUCGCAGGAACAACCAUCACCACUAUAGGCUAUGGGCACGUGAGGCCGCUGUCUGACGGCGGGAAGGUGUUCUGCCUGGUGUACUGUACUAUCGGCAUCCCGCUCUCACUGCUGCUCUUCGGCAUGUUGGUCUCCAGGAUGAACACCGUGUCGUACAGGGGGCUCGACAUGCUGCACAAAAGGUUUGGAGGAAAGGCCGACCCUGGGACUAUGAGAAUGGUACACUUCGUCAUCUUAGCGUCCGUGUGUUGCACAAUGGUCAUAUUCCUGCCUGCGAUGAUUUUCUCCCUAGUAGAGGUUGACUGGCACUACUUUGACGCCCUGUACUACUGCAUGAUCUCCCUCACUACCGUAGGGCUGGGCGACUACGUGCCGGGGGAGCACAUAAAGCAGAAACAACGGGACCUGUACAAGAUCUGCAGCACUAUUUAUCUAGUGUUCGGCCUGUCUGUCAUGCUGCUGGUCCUGGACAACGCCUCCCGUUUCCCAGAGUUCCGUGCCUAUAUGUCCUCCCUCUCAUGUUUUGACGACCAAACAAUCCCAAAAGCCAAUGGUAAAUCCCCAGAAUUGUUGCAUCAAGAAGAACCACUGGACUGUGAGCCACUGGAAGAGGAUAUCCAGUUGAAGGGCAGCGUGCAGAGGGAUUACAAAUCCCUGGCGGUGGCAGGACAUUAAAUUCAUAGUUGCAAAGACAUUGGUCAUGUUUCCUGUCACAUCAACUCUGUUCUUUGCCGUACAUUUGGAAAAUUACGCGCAACCUGUACGAAUUACAUGUAGAUGAAUCUCUAUAAAACUAUGUGGAAGUGGAAAGUAACUUAUUUUGCCAGAAGAUAUCUGAGAAAAUCAUCCUUAAUAUUUUGCCAUUACCGAACAGAAGAGGCUAUCUGUUUUGCAUUGCAAUUCUUGCAACUGACUUACAAUUGUGAACAGUUAACAGUAUUUCUUUAUGGCAAGGUUACAAAUAUUUCUGUGUGUACUACCGCAUAGAAAGUGGAUUUACUUUGCAAGCAAUGCAUAGAAUACUAUAUUUCAUCCAUUAAUCCAGAAGAAUAUUCAAAUUAAUAAUAUGUGAGUGACAUAAUAAUAUGGUCUAAAAGUAUGCACCUCAUACUAGUUCAAACUUAGACUUAUUGAAACCAUACACAGUGAAAUUUCCAGAGGAAAUAAUAAACCCUUGAAUGUAAAUAUG
This is a messenger RNA of Branchiostoma floridae (Florida lancelet), 1758 nucleotides long. RefSeq names its product potassium channel subfamily K member 1-like. The record is from RefSeq and is a predicted model, not a curated record. Gene Ontology annotation, cellular component: membrane. Gene Ontology annotation, molecular function: potassium ion leak channel activity. Gene Ontology annotation, biological process: stabilization of membrane potential; potassium ion transmembrane transport. Lineage: Eukaryota; Metazoa; Chordata; Leptocardii; Amphioxiformes; Branchiostomatidae.